UAGAAGCUGGGUUACGGGAAGGAGGGACCUCUUUAUACAGGCAGAGCCUUUGAGUGGACGGUUAGGUGUUCACACAACUCUGAUCAGAACAGACAUACUUUCUGAACUCCUUAGAGCUUCUACCUUUGGAUAGGAUAUGACAUUUUGAACAAAGAUUGCUUGGAUUGUAACAAAUCACAAACAAACUGUGGACUAGACCUUUGCAGAAUGAGAAACAUCAUGGACUUGACCUUUGGCUUCUUUUCAUGCGAAUCCAGCAAGAUGACAUCUGAAGCUGAGAUGGCGGUUGAGGAGGGCUACAUAUCCUCCCCGCCCACCCUCCCUUCCAUCCGGCGUUCCAUCCACUUGGGAGUCCAGGUGGGGAUGAGGGGGAGCGACAUCUUCUCGACCAGCAGGGGCACGGUGAGCGAGAGGGGCCGUAACCGCAGCUGGCUACUCUCUAGCAUCAUCACGGUCAAUGUCCUGAUCCUAGGUAUUGCUCUGGUCAGUGGCAGUGUCUUCAACAACGUUAAGAUCAACGCCAUCAACCUGCAGAUCUUCCUCAUCGUCCUCAUCAUCCUCACCACUGCCUGGAUGCUGUACUACACCAUCUACACAUCCAGGGAAGAUCAUGCCGUGCUCUACAAGGAUAGCUAUGCCGGGCCUGUGUGGCUCAGGGGUGGACUGGUGCUGUUAGGCUUAUGCAGUCUGAUUAUGGACGUGUUUAAGAUUGCUAACUACGUAGGCUACCUGCACUGUGACUCUGCUGUGAAGAUAGCGUUCCCUGUCGUACAAGCUGUAUUCAUACUUGUCCAGACAUACUUCCUCUGGCUCCACGCUAAAGACUGUGUACAGCUACAACAGAACAUAACUCGCUGUGGGCUGAUGUUGACUCUGUCUACCAAUCUGAUGUUGUGGAUGGCAGCAGUCACAGAGGAGUCCAUACACCAGACUGUUGUUCUACCAGAGGACGGCAACAGCACACAUUCCUAUGACAUCAGAGCCCCUGGUGGAUCCAGCAGCUGUAACUGCAGCCACUCUGCCUGUGCCGUCUUAGAAAAGGCCUAUUACUACCUGUACCCAUUCAACAUCGAGUACAGCCUGUUUGCCUCGGCCAUGGCCUACGUCAUGUGGAAGAACGUGGGCCGCCUGGUAGACGAGCACAACCACCACUCGCUCCAUUUCCGCCUGAAGAACGUGCUGGUGGGGCCUGCGGUCGGGCUGGUCAUGCUGGUGGCGGGCCUGGGAACCUUCAUCAUCUACGAGGUGGACGUGGUGUCGGGGGACCCGGGGAAACGUGACACGGCGCUGAUGAUACACUACGUGAUGAACACGGUGGCUGUGACGCUCAUGUCCGUCUCGACCGUGGCUGGUUGCGCCAUCUACCGGCUGGACCAGAGGGACCACGUGUCAGGGAAGAAUCCCACACGGAGCCUGGAUGUAGGCUUGCUGAUCGGCGCCUCAUUCGGACAGUUCACCAUCUGUUAUUUCACCAUCGUGGCUGUGGUGGCAACGGGUGCCGAGGGCCACCUCAACGCUCUCAACCUGGCUGUCUCCCUGCUCACUGUGAUCCAGCUCUGGCUGCAGAACAUCUUCAUCAUCGAGGGCCUGCAUCGCGAGCCCUUCCACGAAGACAUCCACCGGGCCUCUGUAUUCACAAACCCAUACGUCCUUCAAGCCCAAGCCCAUAGAGACAUACACAACCUCCCAGGGACAUUCAUGGAGACCAAGACGUCCCCGGCCCUCACAGUUCACAGUAUGCAUGUUGCUCCUUCUGCUCCUUCUAGCUCCCCCCUUCCUCAGCGCCAUAGGCUGACCUGGAAGAGGAGGGCCCUGAAGGAGAUCUGUGCAUUUCUGCUGCUCUGCAACAUCCUUCUCUGGAUCAUGCCGGCGUUUGGCGCCCGCCCCCAGUUUGACAACCCGAUUGGAGCAGAGUUUUACGAGUUCACCAUGUGGGCGGCUGUUGUGAAUAUUGGACUCCCCUUUGGAAUCUUUUACCGUAUGCACUCAGUCGCCAGCCUCUUUGAGGUCUUCCUAACCUCCUAAGCUGGAAAAUGACAGAAACUAUUCAGAACUAUCUUUUGUAUAAUAUUUUUUAUUAAAUAUUAUAACACGUUUUAUUUUAUUCCCACAACAAAUACAUAUGUAUACAUAUGAACAACCAUUUACAGCCGCACAGAAACAACAACAUCUCAUCUGCCCAGACCUGCAUGCUCACAUGCCCAUCCCUAGAACAACAACUAUGUCUCACCUGCCCAGACCUGUAUGCUCACAUGCCCAUCCCUAGAACAACAACUACAUCUCAUCUGCCCAGACCUGCAUGCUCACAUGCCCAUCCCUAAUUCCUGAAUUAUUGCUUGCCACUUGGCCUUAAAUUGUUCCCAUUAGUUUUCCUCGGUGGCCCAUGCUAUUUCAGCAUCUCAAUAAUCAAACAUGAGGUUUUUCCAUUGUGUUAGUGAUGGUGGAUUGAUUUCUAUGUUUUUUGUAUACAUCUUUUCAAGAUGAGUGAUGAGAAGAGAAUCUUGCAGCCCAUUGGGUAUCUCACUACCCCCCCAUAUGCCAUGUCUUGAAAUGUCCAGACAGACGGAUUAAAAGUAAGUUUACAUUGUAAUACUUCUGACAGCCAAUUGUCUAGCUCUGCCCACAACUUCUGGACUUUAUAGCAUUCCCAGAAAGCAUGGAUUGUUGAGUUAUUUUUAUUUUUACACUUAAGACAUGACUCUGCCCUUGUGCUGAAGAAUAUGUGAAUUCCGUAAAUUUAUACUGGAUUAAGCAUAAUUUCGUUAUUUAUGUUCCAACUUUCCCUCCUUCUUGUGUCAACGUCAAUUCUUUUUAAUUCUUGGUUCCUAGAGCUUAUAUAUUUUUUCUAGGAGAUAGUCAGUAGGAUAGGCUCUCUGCAAGGUUUUCUUCCCUAUCAUAUGAACAUCAUUUUCUGAAAUGUUUUUUUUAAGGUUGCUCUGAUGUCCAAACGAUUUCAAAUUGCAUUUUUUUUACAUGUAACUUCUUAGUUUUCCAUGUGUACCAAUUUAUUCUGAAAAGCUAUCCAAGAAUUGUUCCAUAAGGUUGUGUUUUAAGGGAGUGAUGUUGGUUCUUGUAGAAUACGUUACAUGUUCUUCCAUAUUGUUAUAUUGUUCUUAUCUGUGAAGUUGUUAAUGUUCUUAUCUUUAUCCUUUGAAAAUAAACAUGUAAAAAGAUUCCGGGGAUGAGUAUUCGCAUCUUCAAUAUUUACCCAUGGUUCAUCUUUAGUGUAUUCAACUAUAUGUCGCAAGUAAAAGCCUUGGGUGGCGAGUUGAUACAAUUCCAAGUCUGGGUGGUUAAAACCACCAUCAAAUUUAGGAAGAUGGAAAACUUUCCUUUCUAUUCUAUGAAUUUUACUUGCCCAUAAAGUCUGUAAUGACCAAGUAUACAUUUUUUAAAAUGUAUUCGCCACGGUAAUUGGUAUUACCGAAAAUAAAUACAAAAACUUUGGGAGCCAUGGCAUUUUGAAGAGCUUUAUUCUACCUGUAAAAUGAAUGGGAAGAUUGUUCCAUUGAAUUAGAUCUGCUUUCAUAUUGUUGAGUAAUGGAAUAAAGUUGUCUCUAUACA
Messenger RNA from Oncorhynchus kisutch (coho salmon), 3564 nucleotides. Its product is annotated as proton channel OTOP2-like. Gene Ontology annotation, molecular function: proton channel activity. The coding region runs from base 208 to 2025 and encodes 605 amino acids. Gene Ontology annotation, cellular component: membrane. Gene Ontology annotation, biological process: proton transmembrane transport. The transcript is spliced from 6 exons. NCBI's taxonomy places the organism in Eukaryota, Metazoa, Chordata, Actinopteri, Salmoniformes, Salmonidae. The record is from RefSeq and is a predicted model, not a curated record.